AGGAAGUGGUACAUGUCAUAUGACCAAAACAAAAAUAGCCAUUCUUCUGGGGAUGAUAACUUGAGCGGUUUCAAAGUCUGUUUCUGUACUGUAGCCCUAUUACAAGGGAGGUGAGAAGAGAUCGUGUGGAGAGUGUGUUGGGGGGAUGGAGGAGUUUCCAGUGAGGACGGUGGAGGGGCUGUGUCUAGGCACCAGCUUGGCCAUAUCAGGCCUCUUCUUCUACAUCUACAGGAAAAAGAGGAAAUCGGUGGACAAGCUCAAUGAGGCACCCCACAUUCAUUUGGAUGGGAAACUGGCAGACCUUUUGAAUGUGACACCGGGAAAGUGUCUGCAGUAUGUUGUCAUCGAAGGAGCAGUGCAGCCUGUGGGGGAGCCUCUAAGGAGUCAGUACCAGGAAGGCAGCGUAGGGGUAGUGCAGAAACUCAUGCUGAGGGAACACAAGCUGGUGUGGAACAGCCUGGCCCACACCUGGAUGGACAGUGAGUGCGUGCUGCACCAGAGGGUGAAUACUGUGCCCUUCAGCCUGCUGGGGUCGGACCAGGCCAAUGUGAGGGUGCUGUGUCCCCUGGAGGCCUCAGAGCUGAAGAUGGAGAUCCUCCAUGAGAAGUUCCACCAGGCCACCUACGGUUUCACCGACAUCGUCGGACAGUACCUCAGUGGAGAGAAGCCCAAAGGCCAGCUGGAGACUGAGGAAAUGCUCAAGGUUGGCGCUACUCUUACAGGUGUAGGCGAGCUCAUCCUGGACACGGACCGGGUGCUGAAGCUCCGCCCGCCCACCGACGGCUCAGAGUACUUCCUAAGCACAGCAGACUUUGAGACCCUGCGGCUGGAGCAGGAAGACCAGGCGGUGGUCUGGCGGGUCCUGGCCUCUGUGUUCGCCCUGGCCGGGGCCGCCGUCCUCCUCUGGGUGGGCUGCCGCUACUACCGCAGCCUGAGGGUCUGCUGGGAACAGGAACGUCUGAAGAGGGAGUUUGAGACACUGGGCGCCGGGGGGUCUGGGGCUCCACAACAGGGGUCUAGGGAGGAGGAGACGCCCCUGGAGAAUGACUGUGUGAUCUGCCUGACCCAGCUCCGUAGCUGUGUGCUACUGGACUGUGGGCACGUGUGCUGCUGCUACAGCUGCUACCAGGCCCUGCCUCAGCCCAUCUGCCCCAUAUGCCGGCAGGCCAUCAACAGAGUGGUGCCCCUCUACCAGGCAUGAAGCCCAGCCAGGGAGAACAAAUCAAAAUCAAAUGUUAUUUGUCUCAUACACAUGUUUAGCAGAUGUUAUUGCGGAUAUAGCGAAAUGCUUGUGUUCGUAGCUCCAACAGUGCAGCAAUAUCUAACAAUUCACAACAAUACACACAAAUCUAAAAGUAAAGAAUGGAAUUAAGGAAUAUAUAAAUAUUUGGAUGAGCAACGUCGGAGUUGCAUUGACUAAAAUACAGUAGAAUAGAAUACAGUUGAAGUCGGAAGUUUACAUACACCUUAGCCAAAUACAUUUAAGCUCGGUUUUUCACAAUUCAUGACAUUUAAUCCUAGUAGAAAUUCUCUGUUUUAGGGCUGUUAGGCUCACCACUUUAUUUUAAGAAUGUGAAGAAUUAUUUAUUUCAGCCUUUAUUUCUUUCAUCACAUUCCCAGUGGGUCAGAAGUUUACAUACACUCAAUUAGUAUUUGUUACCAUUGCCUUUAAAUUGUUUAACUUGGGUCAAAUGUUUCGGGUAGACUUUUACAAGCUUCCCACAAUAAGUUGGGUGAAUUGUGGCCCAUUCCUCCUGACAGAGCUGGUGUAACUGAGUCAGGUUUGGAGGCCUCCUUGCUUGCACAUGCUUUUUCAGUUCUGCCCACAAAUUUUCUAAGGGAUUGAGGGCUUUGUGAUGGCUACUCCAAUACCUUGACUUUGUUGUCCUUAUCCAUUUUGCCACAACUUUGGAAGAAUGCUUGGCGUAAUUGUCCAUUUGGAAGACCCAUUUGCGACCAAGCUUUACCUUCCUGACUGAUGUCUUGAGAUGUUGCUUCAAUAUAUCCACAUCAUUUUCCCUACUCAUGAUGCCAUCUAUUUUGUGAAGUGCACCAGUCCCUCCUGCAGCAAAGCACCCCCAUAACAUGAUGCUGCCACCCCCGUGCUUCACGGUUGGGAUGGUGUUCUUCGGCUUGCACGCCUCCCCCUUUUUCCUCUAAACAUAACGAUGGUCAUUAUGGCCAAACAGUUCUAUUUUUGUUUCAUCAGACCAGAGGACAUUUCUCCAAAAAGUAUGAUAUUUGUCCCCAUGUGCAGUUGCAAACCGUAGUCUGGCUUUUUUUAUGGCGGUUUUGGAGCAGAGGCUUCUUCCUUGCUGAGUGGCCUUUCGGGUUAUGUCGAUAUAGGACUUGUUUUAUUGUGGAUAUAGAUACUUUUGUACCUUUUUCCUCCAGCAUCUUCACAAGGGCCUUUGCUGUUGUUCUGGGAUUGAUUUUCACUUUUCGUACCAAAGUACGUUCAUCUCUAGGAGACAGAACGCGUCUCCUUCCUGAGCGGUAUGGCGGUUGCGUGGUCCCAUGGUGUUUAUACUUGCAUACUAUUGUUUGUACAGAUGAACGUGGUACCUUCAGGCGUUUGGAAAUUGCUCCCAAGGAUGAACCAGACUUGUGGAGGUCUACAAAAUAUUUUCUGAGGUCUUGUCUGAUUUCUUUAGAUUUUCCCAUGAUGUCAAGCAAAGAGGCACUGAGUUUGAAGGUAGGCCUUGAAAUACAUCCACAGGUACACCUCCAAUAGGCUAAUUGACAUAAUUUGAGUCAAUCAGAUGCUUUUAAAGCCAUGACAUAAUUUUCAGGAAUUUUCCAAGCUGUUUAAAGGCACAGUCAACUUAUGUAAACUUCUGACCCACUGGAAUUGUGAUACAGUGAAUUAUAAGUGAAAUAAUUUGUCUGUAAACAAUUGUUGGAAAAAUUACUUGUGUCAUCCUAACCAACUUGUCAAAACUAUAGUUUGUUAACAAGAAAUUUGUGGAGUGGUUGAAAAACAAGUUUGAAUUACUUUAAACUUCCGACUUCAAUUGUACAUAUGAGAUGAGUAAAGCUAUAUGUAACCAUUAUUGAAGUGACUAGUGUUCCAUUAUUAAAGUGGCCAGUGAUUUCA
Messenger RNA from Oncorhynchus nerka (sockeye salmon), 3097 nucleotides. RefSeq names its product mitochondrial ubiquitin ligase activator of nfkb 1-A-like. The coding region runs from base 146 to 1201 and encodes 351 amino acids. The transcript has 6 exons. The record is from RefSeq and is a predicted model, not a curated record. Gene Ontology annotation, biological process: organelle organization; protein ubiquitination. Gene Ontology annotation, molecular function: ubiquitin-protein transferase activity. Lineage: Eukaryota; Metazoa; Chordata; Actinopteri; Salmoniformes; Salmonidae.